GGCUCAAGACAUUCUUGGGAGCUGCAAGGAGACAUAGUUGGCUGGGGUUGAGCUUGGUUCCAAUUUGAGGGAACAGAGGGGUUCCAGCUUGGUCGGGAAGUGCCAAAAGAACCCAGUCCUCCCGCACUUCACAGAGGGAAGAGAAGAUGCGUGGAGCGAUUCCCCUGUGCGUCCUUCUGCACUGCUCUGUGCUGUGCCGCGCUGAGGAGCCCGGGGGGAACUACACUCGGUGCGAAGGCUCUGGCGCCUGCUACAGUGUCCACCUCGCCCAAGUGCCCUUUGGCAGAGCCCAGGAGGCCUGCGCUGUGCGCGGGGGAGCGCUGAGCACGGCCAGCGGGGAGGCAGAGGUGCGGGCCAUCCUCGCCCUGCUGAGAGUGGUUGCAGCCGAGCCCGGCUCCUGGGUGUUCUGGCUCGGGCUGGUCAGGAGACAGCAGCAAUGCACCCGGAGGGAAAGGCCGCUGCGGGGCUUCUCCUGGCUGGCGGCCCCCCAGCAGGCACAGGGAGAGCCCAAGGAACUGGACAAGUGGGUGAAAGAGCCAAGAAGGUCGUGCCUCACCCGGCGGUGCGCUGGGCUGCAGGUCACUGCGGGGCGCCAGGACCUGGAGCCCUGGGGUUGGAAGGAGCGGACCUGCAAGCGCAACACCACCCAAGGCUAUGUGUGUAAGUACCAGUACAACGGCACCUGUCCCGCUCCGCGGCCCCAGGGCGCCCGCAGCCUCCUCUACUCACUCCCUUACCAGCUGCAUAGCGCCGCCCUGGACUUCAGCCCCCCGGGCACUGAGCUCGUGGUGGCCUGCGCCGGGCCCCGGGGAGACGUGCGGCUGCUCUGCGAGCUGGGGCGGAGCGGCUACAACUGGACGGGCGCUGGGGAGCAGCUGUGCCCUUGCCCCUCCGGGUACCAGAGCCCCAGCACUGGAGCCUGCAUGGAGCCCGGAGACUGCACCAGCGCCCACGGCGCUUUCCUCUGCAUGUGCGCCCAGGGCUUCCUCCUGGGGGCCGACAAGAAAUCCUGUGUGCGCCCCGGGCACAUCGGGGGCUCGGCCACAGCGGCACCCGACCCGACCCUGUCUGCGGGGGGGACUGUCGCCAGCAGCAGCUCGGGUGCGCCUUCCCCUCCUUCCAGCCCUCAGCCAAGCACCGCUGGGGAAGUACAGUCCUCCUCCUCCUCCCCCACGUAUGUCUUCAUCCUAGUCGCCCUCGCUGUGGUGACGGUGGUGAUCCUGGUCGGGGCCGUGCUGGUGGUCUUCAAACUCUGCUUCACUAAGAGCGCCUCCUCAGCCAGCGGGGCCGGCAAGGAGCCAGCUCCAGCAGCAGCCCCAGAGAGUGAUCCAGAGGCCACCACCACCAGUUCCGAGAAUUCCCUGGAGGCCCGAGGAGACACGGCAGAGAGAUGGCAGGGCGAGCCCAGCCCGGAGGAGGAAGCUCCACCCGGGAAUUAGGAACCUCUAGGGCACCAUGGAAGCUUAAUUUGAAAUGAACCAGCCCUGACUUUCCUUUCGUGUGAGUGGCCCCAGGCUGAGCUGGCAGUUCCCACUCAUUUGGAGGGAGGCUUCUUCGUGUCAAGGCAUCUCUCUGGAGAAGAAGGGUCUGGCGAUGUUUCAAUGAAACCUUGAAAAUCUCAUCGCCUGGUUCUGUUUUUUAAACGUAUUCAUGUAAAUUGCCACGCUUGGCAGACGUGCCCAUGACAAUGCAUUGACAAAGGAAGGGUCUGGCUGGGAUCUCUGCAACACAGGGUUUGAUGUGGCCUUUAAUGCAUUUAUGCUUUAUGGCCAAAAUGGCCAGACUCCGGUGCUGAAAGUUAGACAUCUAAGCGGCUUGUUUUUCAGGGGUUCUGAGCACCUGCAGCUUCUGGUAAUUUCCCUGGGAGUUUUUAAUCACAUUCUGAAAAGAAGGUCACCUAUUUAGGUGCCUACUUAAAUAAAAUAUAGAGGAUGGGACCUGAGUUUCAGAAGUGCUGAUCACCAGCGUCCUGUUGACUUCAACUGGAGUUUGGGUUCUUAGCAUCUCCUGGAAGCAACCAAGUUUGAAAAUGUGGCCCAAGGUGCCUUACAAGUUGUAAAUUAUCCCUUGACGUAGAAUAUUUGAGUGGUACUUGGGAGCUUUAAUUUUAUUUUUAAUUGUUGUUUGAACAUUUGGAAAUAUACACAUCCAUAAUUUUGGAGGGAACUCAGAUCCAAACACUUCUUAGCCAGACAUUUUUUUUAAUGUUAAAUUCAUUGCUGUAUUUGGAAAAUCAUUAAAUUGCAGAUGGGGAGAUAGGCUAAUGGGGAGUUACUUUUAUAUCAGUCCAUGGAAGAAAAAUAAAAGAUGUUUUAGAACCUAAAUCCCUGUUUAGUUUGCUUCUUCAUACAAUAUGCAGUUUUGUAUUGUAGUUGAGCAACAAAAUAUUCUGCACAAAUGAUUGCACAACUCCCAUUUUUCUAUUAAAGUGUUUAGAUUUAAGGCAGUUUGAUGCAAAACUUCCUGAGUGCAAAUAAGCCAUCCCCAUGAUACCCAGAGUUGCACAACCAGAAUGUUGCCAAAUUUCUCAGGUUAUGACAGUGGGCAUGAGUCCAAGUAUAGCCCAAAUUCUUCUCUUCUUCGUCACAUAAGUUUGAUGUAUUGAUUUCAAUGGGUUUCCCCUGUGAGUAAAGAAUGGAAGGUUUGCCCUCUGUGUGUCCUUCCUAGGUGAUGCAAUCCCUUUGUGAUUUCCUUUCAGAAGUCCCAUAAAUCAGUUAUCAGUCUGGGCACACAACUUACUUUCUUUGCAAUUCAGAAUGCUGAUACUCCCUUCCAAUUAUGGCAUUGUUGAUUCUCAGUUAGGGUAUUAAUGGUAAGUAUUGAUUUGAAGUCUUCUGAGUGCAGUAAGAGAUAGGUAAACUGGAUCACCACCAAAUCUGUUCCACAGAAAACCUUUGCUUCAUUUAAAAGACACAAGAGCUUGGAAAUGUCUGUUUCUUAAACAUUUCCCAUAUUUUUCCCCUAUCCAGACCUGGCCUUUUUUCCCUCUUCCCCUUUGACCCCCUCUUUCCUAAUUUUGAGGAUUUGGCUUCAGAAACAAAGUAAAUUCCUAGACCUUUUUCAUGCAAAGAUAGCUUUGAAAAUGUACACCAACAUAAAGUGAUGCUAUGUAUAAAUAUCUCUUGUCUGUGUGUUCCAUUCUAUGCAUCCGAAGAAGUAAGCUGUAGCUCA
Messenger RNA from Chelonoidis abingdonii (Abingdon island giant tortoise), 3171 nucleotides. It is a transcript of the gene CLEC14A, whose product is annotated as C-type lectin domain containing 14A. Gene Ontology annotation, cellular component: extracellular matrix; external side of plasma membrane. Lineage: Eukaryota; Metazoa; Chordata; Testudines; Testudinidae. The record is from RefSeq and is a predicted model, not a curated record. Gene Ontology annotation, molecular function: extracellular matrix binding; extracellular matrix protein binding. Gene Ontology annotation, biological process: cell migration.